Messenger RNA from Schistosoma margrebowiei, 1740 nucleotides. Lineage: Eukaryota; Metazoa; Platyhelminthes; Trematoda; Strigeidida; Schistosomatidae. The record is from the annotation of a GenBank genome assembly.
GCGUUUCAGCAUAUUUCAUAUAUUACAGUUUAUUUUUAAGAAAAAAACAUGAAUAAUUUCAGUUCAGUUUAUGAAAGUGGUCAAGUUAACAACUGGGGCACAAGUUCUGUCCAUCAUAUUGAUAAUGUUUCUGAUAGUUUCAUGAGUAGUGAUAAAUAUGGAAAUUAUAUUAUCAUUCAUAAAAACGAAACAUCAAUUUUUCUUAGUAUAUUAGUAUUUUCUGUGUAUAUUAUCACUAUGUUAUCUUCUUUCAUUGGCAAUACAAUAGCAAUAUGUAUAUUUUUACGUAAACGUAAAAAGUUUGGCAUAAAAUAUCACACUACAAUAAAACCAUUUACCAGAAAUGAAAAACUGGUAGAUCCAAAUUCAGAAAAUUAUCUACAGUCAUUAAAGAAUCGUCAAGUUGAUGGAAAUUAUGGCACUUCAGCGAGUGAUUAUGAUCGCAAUAAUUUCUUGAAAAAGAACCUGGAUAAUUCAAUAGAAAAAGCACCGAAGCACUUACACCAUAUUAUGAGAAACACAUGCCAAAAGCAAACAUUUUAUACGAAUGGAGCAUUUAAUUAUUAUUUAGCCAGUUUAGGAAUAUCUGAUUUAUUCAUGGGCCUUUUUUGUAUUCCGUUUACAUUUACACAAAUUUAUUUACAUCACUGGCCAUUUCCUGAUUUAAUGUGUCCAAUUGUUGUUUAUGUACAAAUGGUUAUGGUUACAGCCUCGUCAUUAACCAAUACAGUUAUUAGUUUAAACCGAUUAUUUGGUAUAAUAAGUCCAUUUAGAUUUGAUCAUUGGCCUAGUAGACAUCAAAAAUCAUUGACUAUCUGCAUAAUAAUAAGUAUUUGGGCUAUUUCACUUAGCGGUAGUACAGUACAACUGUUUGCAACCAGAACACAAAUACAAGAACAAAAUAAAAAUCCAUUAGAGCAACAAGAAGGAUAUUUAACUGAUCGUAAACUAUGUCAGGAAUCAUGGGAUGGAGAUGACUAUAAGCGAUCAAUUUAUACAGUUGUACUUUUCUUAGUAAUCUACAUUAUCCCACUGGGAAUACAAACGUCAACCUAUGGAUAUAUUAGUUUUAGGUUAUGGAACCGCAAAACACCUGGUGAGUCAAUUAAAGGUGUAGAAGAUAUGCGGAUUAAAGAAAAGAAACGAAUCAUUAAAAUGUUGGCUUUCAUUGUCGCGAUGUUUGGUAUUUGUUGGCUUCCAUCACACUUAUUCUUCCUUCUACAAGAUUUUAGUCCAUUAUUUCGCGAUAUGCCUGAAAAUACAACGAGACUUGUGUAUGGUAUGUGCCACUGGAUAGCAAUGUCGAACAGCUUUGUCAAUCCAAUUAUUUAUCUAAUCAUGAGUAAAUCGUUUCGGACUGAUUUCAAACAAAUACUGAAGUGCAUAUUCCCCUGUUGGCAAUCACAUAAUUUAAAUUCUUGAACAUAUUCUCAAUGCGCUCGUUAUUUGGAAAAAAAAUGUAUUAUUUGCGUCAGUGGAAUCGAAGGAAUUAAGCAUCGCCUUAACUUUCUUGAUACAUCCAAUUUAAUUUAAGACAGGUUUGUUCAAACAAUGAAUCCCAAUGCAUUUGCCAAAACUUUAUUUCAAAUGAAGAUAAAAACAUGAUAUGUUUCUGUAAAUCAUUUUACUGAUGAUAUUGCUGACUAUUAAGUAUGCUUAUUACCAUUUUUUCUAUUAAAACUUUCAAGUUAUUACCAUAUAUUUUACAUUAAUAUAUGGAGAUAAAUUGGUACAUCCGAA